Struthio camelus australis is the source of this 2153-nucleotide messenger RNA. Lineage: Eukaryota; Metazoa; Chordata; Aves; Struthioniformes; Struthionidae. The record is from RefSeq and is a predicted model, not a curated record.
AAGGGAAGCAAGGAAGAUGCAGAAGUAGGCUGCUGCUAGGCCAGGACCGUGGAUCCAGCCACUCCCUGGGAAGUUUUGGGGUCAGUCCCAGCUGCCUUUUCUCUGGCUGCAGCUCUGCCAUGUGCAAGGACUCUGCCUGUGCGUUUUGUACUGGGGCUACAAGACCAGGAGCCAUGGGAGAGCAGUGGCUGAGAAGGUUUCAAAAUUUUAGUUGGUGCACACAUGACAAUUAGUUUUUCCAAAAGAUGCAGAGAGAAGAAGUAUGAUUAUUACAGCUUGCCAAAAACCUCGGUUGUGAUAGCUUUUUAUAAUGAGGCUUGGUCAACACUGCUACGAACUGUUCAUAGUGUUCUUGAGACAUCUCCAGAUAUACUUUUGGAAGAAGUUAUCCUUGUGGAUGAUUACAGUGACAAAGAACAUUUAAAGGAGACUUUGGAGAACUACGUGGCUGGCUUGCGCAAGGUGCGCCUUAUCCGUGCGAAUAAGAGAGAAGGACUAGUUCGAGCACGGCUGCUGGGGGCUUCAGUAGCAAAAGGGGACAUCCUGACUUUCCUUGAUUGCCACUGUGAAUGCCACGAAGGCUGGCUCGAACCACUUCUGGAGAGAAUUGGGGAGGAGGAGACAGCUGUCGUCUGCCCUGUUAUCGAUGUUAUUGACUGGAAUACAUUUGAGUACCUGGGAAAUGCUGGGGAGCCACAGAUCGGCGGAUUUGACUGGAGACUUGUCUUCACUUGGCACGUAACCCCUGAAAGAGAGCAAAAACGAAGGAAGUCUAAGACUGAUGUGAUCAGGUCUCCAACCAUGGCAGGUGGAUUGUUUGCUGUCAGCAAGAACUAUUUUGAUUAUCUUGGUUCAUAUGAUACAGGAAUGGAAGUCUGGGGGGGAGAAAACCUGGAAUUCUCAUUUAGGAUAUGGCAGUGCGGAGGAAGUCUUGAGAUCCACCCUUGUUCUCAUGUAGGUCAUGUUUUCCCUAAACAAGCUCCAUACUCACGCUCCAAGGCUUUGGCAAACAGUGUACGUGCAGCUGAAGUGUGGAUGGAUGAAUAUAAAGAACUUUAUUACCAUCGAAACCCACAUGCUCGCCUGGAACCAUAUGGAGACGUGACAGAAAGGAGACUCCUUCGAGAGAAGCUCAAAUGUAAGGACUUCAAAUGGUUCUUAGAGAACAUUUACCCAGAGCUUCACGUACCCGAGGACAGACCUGGUUUCUUUGGAAUGCUGAAGAACAGAGGAAUGGCAAACUUCUGUUUUGAUUAUAACCCUCCAAAUGAGCAUGAAGUAACCGGACACAGGGUCAUACUGUACCCAUGUCAUGGCAUGGGACAAAAUCAGUUUUUUGAGUACACAUCCCAUAAUGAAAUACGUUACAACACCCGGCAGCCAGAAGUCUGUGCAGCAGUUGAUUCAGGAACUGACUAUUUGACAAUGUAUUUGUGUGAAGAAAAUAUUCACAAUGUUCCUGAAAAUCAGAAAUUUAUUUUCAGAGAGGAUGGCACUUUGCUUCAUGUACAAACCCAGAAGUGCUUACAAGCAGAGUCGAACUCUUACAAUGGUAAUCCAGCACCACUAUUACGACCAUGUACCAAUUCAGAAUACCAAAAAUGGUUCUUCAAAGACAGAAGUUGAUCCAGAUGUCAUCUAGCAUAUAGCUGAAUAUGAGAAUGUUAUCUUUCUAGUCAGCAGCUAGUCAACCUUUUGAAAAUUAGAUAAUUGAUAUAUUUUUGUAUGGAAAAGAACUGUAAUUAGUUUACAAGCAUUGAACUUUGUUUUCUGGAGCAUUAAAAGGCACUAAGCAUUAAGAGCUACAUAAAAGAAGUACUGUGGUUAUGUCAUGCCACAGAAUCUGUUCCUUUUCUGUUCCCUUUAUCUGGCAGCUACAUAACUGUUUCUAAAGUGUCUUAGGUUCUUUUCACUAGUGACAGUGUAUUUUUGCAAUCUACUGUGUGGCAGUCAAAGUAAGGCAGUCAAAAUAAUUGCACUAAUGUUACCUGCCAAUAACUUAAAAUGUUUAUUUUUCUACUAAAACAUUUUACAGUUGUGCUUUUUAACAGAUACUACUUAUUAAUUUUUUUAUCUUUUAAAUACCAAGAAGGAAAAUGUAGGCCAGAUUCUGCCCUACACGCCUACCCAGAACCCUCACUGAAGACAGUGUG